CCAACAUAAACCAAACCAUAUUUGAAUUUGAAUUCCAUCCCCUCAAAUCCCAAACCAAAAUCUAAAACCUCAUUUCAAAACCCUUCUUCCUUCGCACCUCCCCUUUCUCCCUCUUCAGAGCCCUCUACCGGAGAUCCGAAAUGACGGCGGCGCCACCGCCAGUAACUGGGCGGGAGCUCUCAAAUCCACCCACCGACGGAAUUACCAAUCUCAGAUUCUCAAAUCUCAGUGAUCAUCUCCUUGUUUCUUCGUGGGACAAGACUGUUCGUCUGUAUGAUGCGAGUGCCAAUGUACUACGAGGAGAGUUCAAACAUGGUGGUCCUGUUCUUGAUUGCUGCUUCCAUGACGAUUCCUCAGGAUUUAGUGCCAGUGCUGAUUCUACUGUCAGGAGGCUAGUUUUCAACUCUGGAAAAGAGGAUGUUUUGGGAAAGCAUGAUGCACAUGUACGUUGUGUGGAGUACUCUUACACAACAGGGCAAGUAAUAUCUGGUAGUUGGGAUAAAACAAUAAAGUGUUGGGAUCCUAGAGGUGCAAGUGGGCAGGAGCGUACUCUUGUCGGAACAUAUGCUCAACCAGAACGUGUUUAUUCUAUGUCUCUUGUUGGUCAUAGAGUAGUAGUAGCAACAGCAGGCAGGCAUGUGAAUGUCUAUGAUUUGCGAAAUAUGUCUCAACCCGAGCAGAGAAGGGAAUCUUCAUUGAAAUAUCAGACUAGAUGUGUGCGUUGUUACCCCAAUGGAACUGGUUAUGCUUUGAGUUCAGUGGAAGGUCGUGUAGCUAUGGAAUUUUUUGAUCUUUCUGAAGCUGGUCAAGCAAAGAAAUAUGCUUUUAAAUGUCAUCGGAAGUCAGAAGCAGGAAGGGAUAUUGUUUACCCUGUAAAUGCAAUUGCCUUCCAUCCAAUCUACGGAACGUUUGCAACUGGAGGUUGUGAUGGCAUUGUGAAUGUGUGGGAUGGAAACAACAAGAAAAGACUUUAUCAGUAUGUGAAAUAUCCUACAAGCAUCUCAGCUUUGUCCUUUAGUAGAGACGGUCGGCUCUUGGCUGUUGCAUCAAGUUAUACUUUUGAGGAGGGAGAUAAACCUCAUGAACCUGAUGCUAUUUAUGUGCGGAGUGUGAAUGAAGUUGAAGUUAGACCAAAGCCCAAAGUCUACGCAAAUCCUCCAGCCUGAAUGAGUUGAGCAGGCUUUGCUUGACAUUGUUUAGUUUUCCAUCAAUUUUUAGGUAUAUUGUUUACACUGCUUUGCUUCUUGGUGCCCCAAGAAGCGUAUAUGAACAAGAUGUAAAAAGAGAUUGUAGAUGCUUCCGCUAGUUGCUUGAUGUUAUUUUUAGAACAUUGUGUGCCUUGCUUGUUACACUUGCAACUUUCAUAUUCAUCUCGUCAAGUUAUUCUCUUCA
Amaranthus tricolor (Joseph's coat) is the source of this 1392-nucleotide messenger RNA. Its product is annotated as mitotic checkpoint protein BUB3.1. Gene Ontology annotation, molecular function: ubiquitin binding. Bases 141 to 1166 code for a protein of 341 amino acids. Lineage: Eukaryota; Viridiplantae; Streptophyta; Magnoliopsida; Caryophyllales; Amaranthaceae. Gene Ontology annotation, cellular component: phragmoplast; mitotic checkpoint complex; kinetochore. The transcript is spliced from 9 exons. Gene Ontology annotation, biological process: mitotic spindle assembly checkpoint signaling. The record is from RefSeq and is a predicted model, not a curated record.